UCAUUUGAUUGGUAGGAAGGCGAAUUCGCAACUAAACCAGCUUUACGGUAAGCAGGACCGAGAGGAUUCCAGAAAAUAUCAGCGAAGGAAAUAAUUGUUUUUUCUGCUGCACGUUUCAAGACGUAAAGAUGAUCGAAGUGGUUUGCAACGACCGUCUAGGCAAGAAAGUCCGGGUCAAGUGCAACUCUGAGGAUACCAUCGGAGAUCUGAAGAAGCUCAUAGCUGCCCAGACAGGAACACGGCAUGAUAAGAUCGUGUUAAAGAAAUGGUACACCAUAUUCAAGGACCACGUGUCUCUGGGUGACUAUGAAAUCCACGAUGGGAUGAACCUUGAGCUGUACUACCAGUAAGCAAGAGGGGAACUACGAGUCAGAUGUACAGAUGUAAAGAUGUUUCUUGUUACAAACACAAACACACAUGCGCCGCUGGAAUUGAAGGUCUCACACAACAUGAUGGAGCGAGAGCAACUCUCACACAGCAACAAGUUUUAAUUUUUCCUCUCAAAUUACUUUGUGAAAGAGACGUUGAGGUUUUUUUGGUUUUUUUAAUAUUUUGGAAAUAAAACUGAUAUUUACCUGA
Haplochromis burtoni (Burton's mouthbrooder) is the source of this 579-nucleotide messenger RNA. RefSeq names its product ubiquitin like 5 (gene ubl5). The transcript is spliced from 5 exons. NCBI's taxonomy places the organism in Eukaryota, Metazoa, Chordata, Actinopteri, Cichliformes, Cichlidae. Bases 129 to 350 code for a protein of 73 amino acids. The record is from RefSeq and is a predicted model, not a curated record. Gene Ontology annotation, biological process: protein modification process; mRNA splicing, via spliceosome. Gene Ontology annotation, cellular component: nucleus; cytoplasm. Gene Ontology annotation, molecular function: protein binding; protein tag activity.